AUGCUUGCCUGCCCUUUAAUUUGUCACAUAUAUCAGAUUUUAUUUCUGAAAUAUUGUUCAUAAGAUCUCUGGGCUGGGGUUUGACCGAAAUUAAGUCUCCCUUUUUCAUUUUCAAUCUGGUGGGAAAUACAAACACUUCAAUUGCAGCUACAGCUUGUAUGGUGAUUCAGAUAUAUUCGCUACAGGUAAUAGAUGAUCACUCGGUAUGCGUGUGCUAUAAAAAUGAGACGUUUAGCCUCUAGAAUCUGUUAUCUGUGUAUGUUAGGUCCCACUGUUACUGCACAUAGCAGAUACUGGUGAAAAGGAUCUAAGUCUACUUAAGCUGAAGAUUAGUUCUGAAAGCAUGGAAUGCAAUAGAGAUGAAGCGGGCCGAGCAAAAAUUAUUGCCGAGAAGAAAUUAGAGGACAGGGAUUUUGCUGGUGCAAAGAAAUUUGCCUUAAAGGCCCAAAAUCUUUAUCCUCCUCUUGAGGGUCUUUCCCAGAUGCUGACGGUACUUGAUGUGUAUAUUGCAGCAGAAAAUAAAAUUAGAGGGGAAAUGGAUUGCUAUGGAGUAUUAGGUGUACCCUGUUCUUCUGACGAUGAAACAAUAAAGAAACAGUAUAGGAAGUUGGCUCUUAUACUUCACCCUGAUAAAAACAAGACAAUCGGUGCGGAUGGUGCCUUUAAGCUUCUCUCAGAAGCCUGGGGUUUGUUGUCUGACAAGGCAAAGAGGUUAGCUUAUAACCAGAGGAGUUUAAAUGGGUUCCAACAGAGAGUUCCGUCUCAGUCAGGAAGGCCAUCAGCAGUUCCCAGUGGAAAUGGCUUCCAUAAUGUAACAAGUAGAGCGCCUCAUUUAAAACCAAAAUCUCAUAAGAAGACUGCUUCCGCACCAGUAUUUCGCAGAACAGAUACAUUUUGGACUAUCUGCAACCGGUGCAAGAUGCAUUAUGAAUAUGUGAAGAUAUACCUCAAUAACACCCUCCUUUGCCCCAAUUGUCAUCAGGCUUUUCUGGCUGCAGAGGUUGAACCUCCUGACAAUCUUCCCCUGUCCUCCAGUGCAAAUUCUGAGCAGCCACAUCAGAAAAAAAGCAAUCAAGCUCCCAAUGGUAAAUCAGGUAAAAACACUACAUCAACACAAAAUGUUCGACAAGGAGGGUCAGCGGCUCCGAAUUUAUAUAAGCAUUCGAAUUUGCAUUCUGGUACCUCCAGUGUCUCUAGGACAGGCAAAGGUGAACCCUCCAUUGCUGCAAAAUCUGCAAAUGUUGUUCAGCAAGCAAAUGAGAGAUUAAAGAGAGCAUGCGAGGAGUCGCGAGGUACUUUUUACAAGGGAGAAGUCCCCUCUAAGAGAAGGGUAGUAGAUGGUGCUGGUCCUGCUGGAUCCGGAUUCCAAAACCUUUUUGGGUUGCAUGGGUUUUCUGGCAUUAUUAACAAGCCUAAUGGCACUAGGGAGUUGACGCCUCUUGAAACCCGAAACAUGCUAAUUGGAAAGGCCCUGAAGGAGGUCAAGAGGAAAUUGAGUGAAUGGACCUUAGACGCUGCUAGUAAGGCUGAAGAGAGAAGCAAGGUAGAACAAAGAAAGAAACUGAAGAAUGGGAUGAAGUUUGAUGAAGAAGUGACUGUGAUUGGUGAGUACUCCCUUGCCAAAGAUGGAACCAGAGAACAUGUCAAUUGUACUUCUGUUGAUGGCGAGUCCAAGGAGGACCCUGUAGCUCUGGCAAUGAAUGUUCCAGAUCCUGAUUUUCAUGAUUUUGAUAUGGAUAGGACAGAAAGCUCUUUCGGAGAUAAUCAAGUUUGGGCUGCAUAUGACGAUGAUGAUGGCAUGCCGCGCUUUUAUGCUUUUAUUCACAAGGUUAUCACUAGGAAGCCAUUCAAAAUGAGAAUCAGUUGGCUCAACUCGAAAACAAACAAUGAAUUUGGUCCACUAGAGUGGGUUAGUCGUGGGUUCUCCAAAACCUGUGGAGAAUUCAGGGUCGGGAAAUAUGAAAUCAACAAGUCUUUAAAUUCAUUUUCACAUAUGGUUAAGUGGACGAAAGGUGCACGCGGUGUCCUACAGAUACUCCCGAAAAAAGGAGACAUAUGGGCUCUAUACAGGAACUGGUCUCGUGACUGGAAUGAACUCACCCCUGAUGAAGUCAUCCUUGAAUACGACAUGGUGGAAGUGCAUGAUGACUACAGUGAAGAACAAGGUGUUUCUGUAAUUCCUUUAGUCAAAGUUGCUGGCUUCAGGACAGUAUUUCAUCCACAUCGGGAUAGUGAUAAGGUGAUAAAAAUACUAAAAGAAGAGAUGUUCCGAUUUUCGCAUCAGGUUCCACACUACACGCUUACAGGCCAAGAAGCUGCAAAUGCUCCGAAAGGCUACCUGGAGCUGGAUCCAGCGGCUACCCCAAUGGAACUUCUUCAAGUUCUUUCAGAAACUGAUAAGGUGCCUGCAAUGAAAAAAGAAAAUGUUGAGGAUAAACUGCAAGGUACCUCGGGAAAUGGUGUAGUUGAUACUGCUGAAGGUUCUUUCCAAGCUGAAAAAGAUCAGGUCGUAUAAGAUUAGCGAAGGAGGUUUUUAAUUAAAUGUGAAGAAUUUUUAGGAUACAUAUGAUAUAGUAGUUGAAUUUUUGGGUAUACAGUUAUGACCUUAAGUAGAUAAUUAAACUCUUGACGCACAGGUAGAUGAAAAAUUGAAUCUAGUGUCUUGGUUUAGACUAUUGUAGCAUGCAAUUGUGUCAAGA
This is a messenger RNA of Daucus carota subsp. sativus, 2699 nucleotides long. RefSeq lists its product as uncharacterized. The transcript has 2 exons. The record is from RefSeq and is a predicted model, not a curated record. NCBI's taxonomy places the organism in Eukaryota, Viridiplantae, Streptophyta, Magnoliopsida, Apiales, Apiaceae. Bases 344 to 2515 code for a protein of 723 amino acids.